Molecule: messenger RNA, 2322 nt
Organism: Physcomitrium patens
Lineage: Eukaryota; Viridiplantae; Streptophyta; Bryopsida; Funariales; Funariaceae
Product: trigger factor-like protein TIG, Chloroplastic
Biological process (GO): 'de novo' cotranslational protein folding; protein transport; protein unfolding
Molecular function (GO): ribosome binding; protein folding chaperone; peptidyl-prolyl cis-trans isomerase activity
Source: RefSeq, a predicted model, not a curated record
AGAAUCAUAUCCAUCGCGACCAUCGCUGGGCGAUGCCUCUUCAUCCUCACCCGCACCACUCUAGUUAACUUAGAGUUGUUGAUCCAGCCUCCUCCAGGCUCUUCAAGGCUCUCUACCGCCAUCCCUCCUCUCUCUCUCCCUGCGUCGCAUCGCAUCGCAUCGCAUCAGCCAUGGCCAUGGCGGUUGCUCAUGCUCACACUGCCACUUCCCAGCUCUCUUCCGUCUGCACCAAGUCGUCGUCGUCGCCCUCUCUGUCCAGGGCCUCUCGCGGCGUCCACUUCGUGCUGCCUCUUUCCUCUCCCUCUGCUGGUGUUUCCAGCGAGCUCAAGCUAAAGUUUUUAGAUUCUCGAAUACAGAAGUCGAGAAGGUUUCAGCAGGGUGCAGGCAAUGGAUUCAACUUGGUAGCAGUGUUCAAAUAUCCUCAACAGGAUCAUAGAAGGAGGCGAGGUGAAGCUGUGGUGGUGCGAGCCGGUGAGGUAGCAGUGAAGGAGGAGUCUGGUACACCAUCGCUGGGUCUUGAAGUUGUUGAGACUAACCUUGCCAACUCCAGGGUUCAGUUGAAAGUACACGUUCCAGUUAGCGUUUGUAAAGACUGCUACGAUCAAGUUUUGAAAGAAUUUGGCAAGCAAUCAAAGGUUCCGGGUUUUCGGCCUGGAAAGAACAUACCAGAAAAUGUGCUGAUCAAUUUCAUUGGCCAAGAUCAAAUACGUUCCUCUGCGGUCGAGGCUGUGCUCAAGCGCACACUUCCAGAAGCAAUGUCCUCUGUCGCCGGGAGAGCAAUCAAGGACUCUGAGCAUAUUUCCACAAAAUUUGCCGAUUUGGCAGCUGGUUUUGCCCCAGAUAAACCUUUAAGUUAUGAUGUGGCAGUGGAUGUGGCACCGGAAAUAAAAUGGAAUCCGGAAAAUGGAUACAAGAACCUCAAAGUAACGGUGGAGUGUGAGGCAGACGAUGCAUUGGCCGCUCAAAAAGCAGCUGAUGCUGAGCUACUGUCACGACUAAAAGACUUGGGUUCCCUUCGAGUAGUUAUAGGUAGAGGUUUAGAGAUGGGCGAUGUUGGUGUAGUUGAUGUUUCCGCAGUGCGACUGAAUGAAGAUGGCACUACUGGUGAUGAAAUUUUGUCCUGCAAGCAGAAAGGUUUCCGGCUUGACACAGAUGAAGGAGGUAGCUUUUUACCGGGCUUCGUAGAAGCCUUGAUUGGUAUCCAGAAUGAUGAGUCUAGGUCUUUUGACCUCACUUUUCCUCCGACGUGGGAGCAGGAAUCUCUUCGUGGAUUGCAGGCCCGCUUUACGGUUGUUGGCAGGGAAAUUUUCAUUCGGCAGCUUCCAGAGCUCAAUGACGAACUUGCGCCUCAGCUUUUUCAGGAUUGCACGUCUCUUGCCGAGAUCAAGGAAGCACUCUUGAGAAAGCACACGGAGCUGAUUGAGAGAGCUAAGAAAACAGCAACACAGUUUGCUAUAACCACUGAGCUUGCUAAGGUUGCGGAAAUCGACGUACCGAACUCAUUGUUGGAGGAGCAAGGUCGUCAAAUGUAUGCUUCCAAGCUGAUCGAAUUGCAGGCAAGUAUGAAGCUUUCAAAGGAGCAGGUAGUAGCCCUGUCUAGCGCUGAGAUGGUGCAUAACUACCUUAUCGCCCAGAAGCCAAGGAUCACAGAGUCUGUGAAGCAGAGCCUUGCUGUGGCGGAGAUUUACAAGCUCGAGAAUUUAGAGAUAUCAGAAGAGGAGCUUCAGGCUGAAGUCGAUUCCGCCAUAGAAGAAUUCAAGCGGUUUGAUCAGGAAUACGAAGUGGUUCGUGUUAAGGAACAGGCACGUGAGCUUCUAGAAGGCUCAAAGGUUCUGGACUGGUUAACCGAGCACGCUGACAUCACCUAUGUGCCCAAGCAAUCAUAAUAAGACGCACCAACCCAUGUUCUAGAGCGACCAACAUUUGACAAAGCUUAGCGUAUUAGAUGAGGAGCUCCGAAGCUCAGAAGCUUCGAAAACAAGGCGCCGCUUGAGAAGGUGUUCAUAAUGAAUCAGGAUAGAUUAGAAUUAAGCAGCAUUACUUAGCAUCACAUUUGGGUAGCUGGCUUUUCAUGCUCGUCCAGGAUUUUUUUUACCUGCGACCGCCGCCAACCACAGAUUGUGAGAAGGGGUAACGAAAGCAAGAGGUCUUAGUUUCAGGGGUCGGGUAAGGAACACCACAGGAUGCUUAGAAAGGUGUGAAUUUGGCGCACUCCCGUCAGGUUCAAAAUACAUUCUAGAGACCAUCCUGACACGGUCUAUUUCUUGCUAAUUCCACUAUGUUCUCUUGCAUCGGCAGUCAGUUUCUUGUAUUUGGGGUUCA